Diceros bicornis minor is the source of this 4893-nucleotide messenger RNA. Its product is annotated as contactin-associated protein-like 4. The transcript is spliced from 24 exons. NCBI's taxonomy places the organism in Eukaryota, Metazoa, Chordata, Mammalia, Perissodactyla, Rhinocerotidae. The record is from RefSeq and is a predicted model, not a curated record. Bases 145 to 4071 code for a protein of 1308 amino acids.
AAGCAAGAGAGACAAGGGAGGGAGAGAGAGCCGAGGAGAGAGAGAGGGAGGGAGUGCUGGAGACCCACGGCAGCAGUGAGCAAGGAGCUCCCGCACUGAGCAGUGGCCCUGGGCUGGAGCUCCCAGCCUUGGGACCUCGGGAGCAUGGGGUCAGUCCCUGGAACCUUCCUCCCUACGAUCCUUCUUCUGUCCGUGCAGAGCUGGGGUCCAGCCGCGGCAGGAGACACACAUAACUGUGACGAGCCACUAGUAUCUGCCCUGCCCCCAUCAUCCUUCAGCAGCUCCUCAGAGCUCUCCAGCGGCCACAGUCCCGGGUUUGCAAGACUUAACCGAAGAGAUGGGGCUGGGGGCUGGAUGCCGCUCCUGUCGGACAAGAACCAGUGGUUGCAGAUCGACCUUGGAGAGAGGGUGGAGGUCACCGCGGUGGCCACCCAGGGCGGGUACGGGAGCUCCGACUGGGUGACCAGCUACCUCCUGAUGUUCAGCGACAGCGGCAGGAACUGGAAGCAGUACCGGCGGGAGGACAGCAUCUCGGGCUUCCCCGGAAACGCCAACGCGGACGGCGUGGUGCGCCACAGGCUGCGGCCACCCGUGGAGGCCAGACACCUGCGCUUCCUGCCUUCUGCCUGGAACCCCAACGGCCGCAUCGGGAUGCGCGUUGAGGCCUACGGAUGCCCAUACAGAUCCGAGGUGAUUGAUUUUGAUGGGAAAAGUUCCCUGCUUUACAGAUUUGUUAAAAAUACCAGGAGUCCAGUAAAAGAUGUCAUUUCCUUGAAAUUUAAAACAAUGCAGAACGAUGGGAUUCUGUUCCACAGAGAGGGAAGGAGUGGAGAUGGCGUCACCCUGGAGUUAGUGCAAGGGAAACUCUUCCUGCUCGUCAGUUCAGGUGAUGUGGCGACCCCGUCGCCAUCUGGCCCUGGCAGUGCACUGGGCAGCCUGCUGGACGACCAGCAGUGGCACUCGGUGCUCCUUGAGCACUCAGGCCAGCAUGUGAACCUCACGGUGGACGGUCGCUCACGGCAGUUCCGGGCAUGGGGAGACCUGAGCCACAAGGACCUGGAUCCUGAGAUCAGCUUUGGAGGGAUUUUAGCACCUGGAAAACCAGUGACAUUUCAAAGAAAAAACUUCGAUGGAUGUUUAGAAAAUGUCAACUUUAACGGAGAGGACAUCAUUGAUUUGGCCAAGCAGGAUGUACCACAGGUUCUCAUCACGGGGACGGUCUCCUUCUCCUGCUCGCGGCCGCAGACCAUGCCCGUCACCUUUCUGAGCGCCGGGAGCCACCUGGCGCUGCCAGGCAUCCCCGGGCAUGACGGGGCCUCCGUCAGCUUCCAGUUUCAGACGUGGAACAGCGCAGGCCUCCUGCUGUCCAGCUGGCCCCAGCAGGGCUCCAGGCGGCUCCUUCUCACUCUCAGUGAUGGGGCCCUCAGGCUGGGUCUGUCCUCAUCUCCAGGACAAGCCCAGAGUGACGUCACUGCAGGGGCUGGACUGAAUGAUGGGCAGUGGCAUUUGGUCUCCCUGACGGUGAAGGGGAAUCAGCUGAGUGUGACUGUGGACCACAACCAGGCUGCCACCAUUCACGCUGCGCUGCCUGUGGAGACCCCUGCAGGGGUCGCCUACCGCUUUGGAGGGUGCCUCCCUCCCAGCUCCGGACCUGAGUGUGAGAGCUCGCUCGGUGGAUUCCAGGGGUGUCUGAGGCUCAUCUCCAUCAACGCCCAAGAGGUGGACCUGAUCUCAGUGCAGCAGGGGAUGCUCGGGAAUUUCAGCAACCUGCAGAUAGACUCCUGUGGCAUCCUGGACAGGUGUCUGCCCAACCACUGCGAGCACGGCGGCAGGUGCUCCCAGACCUGGACCGCCUUCUACUGCGACUGCACCAGCACCGGCUACGCGGGCGCCACCUGCCACCACUCCCUCUACGAGCAGUCCUGUGAAGCUUACAAGCACAGGGGCAGCCCCUCCGGGCUUUACCACAUCGACCCCGACGGCAGUGGACCCCUGGAGCCCUUCCCUGCGUUCUGUAACAUGACAGACGUCCCCUGGACCGUCCUGCGGCACAACGGCUCGGCCUUCACCAGGGUCAAGGGUGCAGACUGGGAGAGCCCGCACAGGGCCGUGUUCCAGUACACGGCCAGCCCGGAGCAGCUGUUGGCCACCAUUGGCCGUGCCAGGCACUGCCAGCAGGAGCUGGAGUUCCACUGCAGGAGGUUUCGGCUCUGGGACACUCGAGACGGAACCCCCCUGAGCUGGUGGGUUGGCAGAGCCAAUGAGAUGCACACCUACUGGGGAGGUUCUUUGCCUGAUGCUCAGAAGUGUCCUUGUGGAGUCGUGGGGACCUGCAUCAAUUCUCGAUACCACUGCAACUGUGACGCUGGCUGGGACGAAUGGACCAACGACACAGGUGUGCUCUCCUACAAGGAGCACCUGCCCGUGACACAGAUCGUGGUCACAGACGCAGCCCGCCCGAGCUCCGAGGCCGCCUACAGUCUGGGGCCUCUGCUGUGCCAGGGGGACCGAUUGUUCUGGAAUUCGGCCUCCUUCCACACUGAGACUUCGUACCUUCAUUUCCCCACUUUCCACGGAGAGCUCAGCGCCGACGUGUCUUUCUUUUUCAAGACCACAGCUUCGUCUGGGGUGUUUUUAGAGAACCUGGGGAUCACAGACUUCAUCAGCCUUGAGCUGCGCUCUCCUGCAGAGGUGACCUUCUCCUUCGACGUGGGAAACGGGCCCUGUGAGGUCACAGUACAGGCGCCCACUCCGCUCAGUGACAACCGGUGGCACCUGGUUCGAGCGGAAAGGAACAUGAAGGAGGCAUCGCUGCAGGUGGACCAGCUCCCACGUGGGACGCGUGCUGCCCCUGAGGAUGGGCACGUGCUCCUGCAGCUCAACAGCCAGCUCUUCGUGGGUGGCACAGCUACCAGACAGAGAGGCUUUCUGGGAUGCAUUCGGUCUUUGCAGUUGAAUGGAAAGACCCUGGACCUUGAGGAAAGAGCCAAGGUCACCCCGGGAGUGGAGCCCGGCUGUCCAGGACAUUGCAGCACCUAUGGACACUUGUGUCACAAUGGAGGACGAUGCCAAGAGAAGCCCCAUGGAUUCUCCUGUGACUGUGAGCUCUCUGCAUUCACGGGUCCCUUCUGCUCACACGACAUUUCUGCAUACUUUGGAACUGGGUCCUCAGUGACAUACAAUUUUCAUGAAUAUUAUCCAUUAAGUACAAACUCCAGCCCCCAGGCUGCUUCAUUCCAUGGGGACAUGACAUUAACCAGAGAGAUGAUCACGUUCAGCUUCCAAACAGCACAAACCCCGAGCCUGCUGCUCUAUGUGGACUCCUUCUACAAGGAAUACCUUUCAGUUAUCCUUGCCAAAGAUGGGAGUUUGCAGAUUAGGUACAAGUUAGAUCUACAUCAAGAACCCGAUGUUUUUAACUUUAAUUUCAAGAACAUGGCUGAUGGGUAUCUUCACCACGUGAAGAUUAGCAGAGAGGAAGGAGUGGUCUUUGUCGAGGUGGACCAGAAAGCCCGGAGACAAGUGAGUCUGUCCUCGGGCACGGAAUUCAACGCUGUCAAAUCCCUUGUGCUGGGCAAGAUUUUAGAGCCCAGCGGCCACGUGGACGCGGAGACGGCGCGGGCGGGCGCGCGGGGCUUCUCCGGCUGCCUCUCCGCGGUGCAGUUCGAGCGCGUGGCCCCGCUGAAGGCUGCGCUGCGCCCUGGGCGCCCUGGGCUCGCGUCCGUGCGGGGGCCGGUGGCGGCGUCGGACUGUGGAGCCAGCCCCGGGGACGGCGCCACGCGGGAGCGCACGCGUGUGCGGGCAGGACGUUCCGGAACGGUGGAUGAGGGGAAGCCCAUAGCUGACGCGACCAGGGGAGACUCCGCAGUGAUUGGAGGUGUCAUAGCCGUAGCAGUGUUUGUCCUGCUGUGCGUUGCUGCCAUAGCCAUCCGCCUUUACCAGCAGAAGACCUUGUACACAAUCAAGGAGGGGAAACCACCAGAGAACGAAGGCCGUGCAGUGGCCGGGCUCAGGUGUGAGCUCAGCCUGCAGAGUGCGGUCUGUGGGAACCAGAAGGAGUACUUCUUCUGAGCGGGAGCCAGGAUGGACACAUCCUCACUGCAGGCUGACUUUCUCCUACGCCCGGGGCUCCCGAUGGUCAGAAAUCCCCUUUGCAAAUGCAACAGGUUGUGACACAAUCGUGCUGCGCAAAUCCUGCCUCAUGGAGUGUCCAAUGGCAUUAUCCCUUAGCUGUCGUUUGAGUCACUGCAUUUUAUGUCACCAUGAAUUUGAUAUGGUCAUAAUCCAUGUUAGUUCUGAUGCUCUAAUGUGCUUUUAAACUGAAUUUUAACUUGCUUAGCCGCUGCGGUUUUCAAAGGGAAACUUGCUGUGAGCCAUCUGUCUCUGGCGGACCUGAGGCUGCAUUUCAUGAUCACAGAACUGAACGUCCUUCUCAACCACCUCUGUUGAAUCUUCGUGUCUUCUGUGAGCCAUAGCCACGUGGCCAAAAAUAAACAGCCUUUCUUGCCUUUCGCUUUGCUCAUUGAUGCCAUGCCCCACUCAUCUGUCGGGGUUUCAUUGCUGGUUUGUUUGCAUUGCCUUGAUUUAAUUUUUCCUGCAGAUGCUCACGGUGACUUUGGAUACUUCCAACACUAGGUGCCCAUUUUCGGCAGUGGAGGUAACGGCGCUCAGAUGGUGCAGAGCGAACUGUACAUGUUUUACUUUUUUCCUUCAUCUUAUGUCAUCAAGGUCUGUGAUUGUCUUUUGGCAGUGUCCCAACUAAUGUUGAUUUCACAAAGGUUUUUUUUUUUUUUGAUUAAAAUUGAAGAGCAGAUAGAACCACAAAUUCUCAAUACUGAAAACGUAUUUUUUUUUGCAUCUGCAAUACCUGAAUGAUACGUAAUAGUAAAUUUA